AUGUCAGAUCUUGCUGAAACAUUUCAAAAUGAUAUUUCACAAAUAUUUAAUGAACGUGGUCUACUUCGAACUGAAUUAAUUGCUAAAGAAAAAUUACUUACUGAUGCUAUAUUACAAAAAAAUACACUUAAUCACAGUUUAAAACAAAUUCGUAAUGAAAGAGAUGAAUUAUUUGUUAAUAAUCAAAAAUUACGACAAGAAAAACUUGCUGCUGAAGCAGAAAAAAGUGCAAGUACAAUACAUGUAACUAUACUUAAAGAAGAAAAAAAUUUAUUAGAAAAAAAAUUAUAUCAAUUAACCCAACAUUAUGAAGAAUCACGUUUACAAAUAGAUGAAUUAAAUCGACAAAAUAUAUUACUUGAACAUCAAAAACAAAAUCAACAUCCAAUAACUAUUCAACAAACAAAUGAACAUCGUCAUGAAUUUGAUGAUUUGAAAAAACGUGUUGUAGAACUUGAACAAUCACGAGAAAAUCUUAUAGAAAGACAUAGAAAUGAAUUACAAUUAUUAAAAAAUGAAUCAAAUAAAAAAGAUGAACAAAUCAAUAGUCUUCAAGAACUUAUUUUUCAAUAUGAACAAAAAAUUGAAGCUAAUGAUAAAAAUAAAAAAGAACUUGAACAACGACUUCAAGAUGUUACUCAAUCAUGUCGAUCUCAAAUACCUGAUAAAUUAACACUUACCGAUGAUGAAUUACGUAUAAUUGAAACUGAUCCUAAUAGUGCAUCAAUUCUUGCUAUUUAUCGUUCAUCAAAAAGUCUAUUCGAUAUUCUUGUUGAUUACGUACUCUUACAAAAACAAAAUGAAACUUUAACAAAUCUGAAAGAAAAAGUUGAGUCUCAACGACGUUAUAAUGAAAAUCUUUUACAUCAAACUCAAUCAGAAUUACAACAAUUCAAAAUUCAAAAUGAACGUUUAAAAUUUUUAGCUGAUAGUCGUCUAACAGAAUAUGAACAAGCUAUACGUGAUAAACAAACAUUAUUUAAAGAAAAACUUGAUUUAGAUAGACAAUUACAACAAAAAACUCGUGAUUAUGAUGAUUGUUUAGAUGAUCGUAAUAAUAUGCGUGCACAAAUAUUUCAUUUACUUGAAAAUGGUAAUAUCAAAGGUCAUUUACAUUCAUUAUCAUCAAUGAUUGAUAAUGAAAUACUUAUAAGACAAGGUGUUGUUACAUUUAAUAGUGUUGAAGAACUUUAUGAACAGUAUAUGAAAACAUUAGCUGAUAUACGUGAAACAGAUAGAUUUAUUGUUGAAUUAGAAGAAACUCAUUCAAAAGAAAUUAAUGAAAUAUCACAACGUGAAUAUUUAUUAAAAGAAAAUAUUGAACAACUUCGUAUAAAACUUGAUCAAACACGAACUGAUAUUAAUAUACAAACACUUGCUAAACAAGUACUUGAUCGUGGACAAAAUCAAAAUUUACCGAAAACUAUAUUAUCUACAGCCAAUAUACAAACAGAUAUAAAUUUAAAUGAUUUAAAACAUAUUGAAGAUAAUAUUAAAUAUUUACAAAGAAUUUCUGAUGAAAAAGAUCUUGAAAUAAAUAGAAUUAAUGAUGAUAUGAAACUUACUCAACAAAAAUUAGAUUAUGCACAAAGACAAAAUCUUAAUGAUAAACAAAAGAUCGAUGAUUUUCAACGUAUUAUUGAUGAAAGUCUUCAACGUACAAAUUCUCUUCUAGCUAAUGUUCAAACAUAUGAAUUAAUAUGUGAACAAUUACGAGAACAAAAUCGAACUAUUCAACAUGAAUAUGAUCAAUUAUUAUCGGCUGUAUCAAAUUUAAAAACUGAAAUUGAUAAACUUCAAAAUGAAAAACAACAAAUGAGUCAAUUACAAGAACAAGUUCUUAAUCGUAUUAAACAAGAUAUUGAAAUAAAAACAAAUAAUCAAGAAGAAAAUCUUCUUAAUACUCGAUUACAACAAUCAGUUGAAGAAUUAAAUUCACUCAUGAAAGAUUGUAUUAAACAAACUGAAUUAACAAAUGGAACACCAGCUCAUAUAACUAAUUUAACAAAACUUGAAAUUCUUUAUCGACAAUUACAACAACGCCAUCAAUAUGAUCUUGAACAACAUUUUGCCAUAACGGAAUCAUUAAAAAUAAAAGCAAAAGAUGCUCAAAAUGAUUUACAAAAACUUGAACGUCAAUGUGAAGAAAUGCGUUUGAAAUAUCAAGAUGAACAAACGAAAUCAGCAGCAAAAAUUGCUGAAUUGGAAAGUAAAUUACGUAAUGCUGAUACAACAACAGUUUUAACACGUCUUUUACCAUCGGCUACGCUUGAAAAUCGUCUUAAAGAAGAAGAAGAACGUACACAACAAUUAAGAAAUUGGACUAAUAAAUUAACAGAAAAAAUUGAAAAUAUUCAAAAACAAAUGGCAACAGAUAAAAAAGAAUAUGAAGAGAAAAUGGAAGAAAUGCGUAAAGGUAAAACAAACAUGAAGAAUUUAUUUAUUCAUUAUUUUUUGUGUAUUGCAUUAGCAUUAAGAGAUAGUCGAAAUGAAUGUGAUGCAGUUGAAAAACGUCUUGAAACUGCUCAAGAAGAACAACAAAAAUCUUUGAAUGAAUUUAAAGAAAAGGAAGAAGUAUUUGAAAUGGAAAUAUUUAAAUUAAAAACUGAAUUAGAUAGUUCACAUGUAACAAAUACAUCAUUAAAAGAAACUAUAACACUUAAAGAAAAUGAUAUUCGAAUUUUACAUGAACGUAUUAUUGAUUAUGAAACAAAAAUGAUUAAUUUAGAAAAAGAAUUUUUUGCAUUAAAAGAAAAAUAUGCUCGACAAACAAAAGAACACAAUUUACCUAUUAGUGAACCUCCAUCACCAAGUUUAACACAACAUGAUUUGAGCAUUGAUGAUAGUUCAUUGGAUGCUGCUGUGGAACUUAAGACACCAUCAAAACGUCGUCGGAUUAUUUCCUCAAACGAACAAACACCAAUACAACUUCGUUCUACUCGCUCACAAAGUGUCGAUUAUCAAACAAUAUUAAACACUGGUGAUGAAGCAGCUGAAGAUAAUGAUGAUGCCAUGUCAACUUGUUCAGAACCACCAUCAACAAAAAAACGAAAACGUCGUGGAAAUGAUUUAUCUACAAUAAGAUUACCAGCUGUUGAUGAAGAAGGAGAUAAUGAUGCUGGAACAAAUUUUCAAGGAAAUUCAGCAAUAACUCCAACAUAUAAUCUACGUUCAAGAACGAAACGAAUGCCAAAACUUCAACCAAAUCAAACAACAUAA
Rotaria sp. Silwood2 is the source of this 3219-nucleotide messenger RNA. Lineage: Eukaryota; Metazoa; Rotifera; Eurotatoria; Philodinida; Philodinidae. The record is from the annotation of a GenBank genome assembly.